AUUUAGAACACAUCUGUGAGCCAGAUUUACUUCUUAGCAAUAAUAAUAAAACAGUGAGCAGUCGCCUGGGUUCAGGUAAUGGCUUGUAUGAGCUCCCAGACCUUUUUAGAACAACUUAGGCUUCAGUGGUUCCUAAAACGUGGGGGUGGAGGGUGGGGUGGGGAAGAAAGCAUGCCGGGCAGUGGAAGAUUGCAGAGACGCAGCCUUUCCUUCCCAGUCGAAAUAGAAGUAUUUGAAGGGAGGCUCAAGCCAGGGGCCUUGCUCUAACGAGUCACCUACCCGGUCUCUGCUGGUCAGCUGGUGUUGUUAGGAUGGAAAUGAGCUGGGGUUGCCAGAUUUGGCAAAUACAGAAACAGGACGUCCAGGAGCAUUGAAGCUUCGGAUGAACAACGGAAAAGGUUUUGGUUCAUAGGCACCGCAGCAGGCAUCAUGGCCGUGGAUGUGGCAGAAUACCAUCUGAGCGUCAUCAAGAGCCCCCCUGGCUGGGAGGUGGGUGUCUAUGCUGCAGGGGCCCUGGCCCUGCUGGGAAUCGCCGCUGUGAGCCUGUGGAAGCUCUGGACGUCGGGGAGCUUCCCCAGCCCCUCUCCGUUUCCCAAUUACGACUACAGGUACCUUCAGCAGAAAUAUGGCGAGAGUGGCGCAGAGGCCAGGCAGAAGAGAGUGCCUGCCUGGAAUACCCAGCGGGGCAGCACGCGGGGAACACCCAGCCGUAAAGGCAGCCUCAGCAUGGAGGACACCUUCGAGAGCAUCAGUGAACUGGGGCCCCUGGAGCUGAUGGGCCGGGAGUUGGACCUGGCGCCCUAUGGGACCCUCCGGAAGUCCCAGUCAGCUGACUCCCUGAACUCCAUCUCCUCCGUGAGCAAUACCUUUGGGCAGGAUUUCACACUGGGCCAGGUGGAGGUGAGCAUGGACUACGAAGCCACCUCCCACACCCUGCACGUGGCGGUGCUGCAGGGCAAGGACCUCCUGGAGCGGGAGGAGGCCAGCUUCGAGUCCUGCUUCAUGCGCGUCAGCCUGCUGCCCGACGAGCAGAUUGUGGGCAUUUCCCGGAUCCAGAGGAAUGCCUACUCCAUCUUUUUCGAUGAGAAGUUCUCCAUCCCCCUGGAUCCCACCGCCCUGGAGGAGAAGAGCCUGCGGUUUUCUGUAUUUGGCAUUGACGAGGAUGAGCGGAACGUCAGCACGGGGGUGGUGGAGCUGAAGCUUUCUGUGCUUGACCUCCCACUGCAGCCCUUCAGCGGCUGGCUCUAUUUACAGGACCAGAACAAGGCUGCCGACGCUGUGGGGGAGAUCCUGCUCUCCCUCAGCUACCUCCCCACAGCUGAGCGCCUCACCGUGGUCGUGGUUAAGGCCAAGAAUCUCAUCUGGACCAGUGACAAGACCACAGCGGACCCCUUCGUCAAGGUAUACCUGCUGCAGGAUGGGAGGAAGAUGAGCAAAAAGAAGACAGCUGUGAAAAGGGACGACCCUAACCCGGUGUUCAACGAAGCCAUGAUCUUCUCGGUGCCAGCCAUUGUGCUCCAGGACCUGUCUCUCCGUGUGACAGUGGCUGAGAGCAGCAUCGACGGCCGUGGGGACAACGUGGGCCAUGUCAUCAUUGGGCCGUCGGCCAGCGGCAUGGGAACCACACACUGGAACCAGAUGUUGGCCACGCUGCGCAGGCCCGUGUCCAUGUGGCACACUGUCCGGCGAAACUAGCAACCAGGGCGGGCCAGGUGGGCAGCAGAGCUGCCGGAGCCUGGCACCCACUCGGCUCUGUCUGAUGCCCUCUUCAUAGCCCAGCUGGAGCCAUGAACACUGGGGUCCCCUGGCAGAGUCCUCAUGAGCCAUCCUGGUCUCUCUGUCCAGAUUGCAGCAGAGGAGUGAGCGUGGCUCUGUGUCCGGGACCCCAGGGUCUUCUCCCGAUGAGGACCAGCUGUCCUGGGCCAGGACCGAGGGAGGCUCUGAGCACUGGACAGCUGUGUUCCAUCUCAAGCUCCCCCAACCCUGCUCCUCCUGGGAGGCCAGCUGCCGAGCCAGGCUAUGUUCUGGAAUCCAGCGAAUCUUGGGGGCCAGGCACCGUGCUGGGUAACAUGAAUGAGACGCAGCCCCUAGGACAUCAGGCAGACAAGCUCCCCUUCCCCAGAGGAUGUGUGCAGUGCUGAUGGUGACCCAGCUGUGUGGACUCAGGAGGCUCUGAAGGCUGGGGAACAGGGAGGUUCUCUUUGACGAUGUAGGAGCUGCAUUUGGAGGGACAGGGAAAGAACCGAGCAUGUCCCAGGCAGUGGGCCCAGCCUAAGCAAUGGCAGGAUGUGAACUUUCCCAUUGUACAUGCAGUCCUCAGCCCACUGCAGCGGAUACAAGGAAGGGCCUCUCUCUGGGGCAGAGAAGAGACCAAGAGACCAGGCCCAGGCAGAAGCCCGCCAGCCACGUGGAACACUGGCUCCGGAGUUAUUCUAUGAAAUCUACUCCCCAGACCUCAACUAUGGCAAGAGCCAGAGGUCCAAAGAGGCCCAGCCCCAGGUCCUUGUGCUCAGUCCUUCACAAACCAGGCCCAGGGCUGCAAGCAUUCAUUGAUGCCCUUCCAGGCCAGGUCCACUGGGGGGAAGAUGCCUCAGGCAGGUCUCAGCUGGGGUGGGGGGGUGGCAGGGGCGGGGCAGAGGGAAUACUGGCAGCUGCAGGCACCUGGGAAGAUGUGGUGGCCAAGGAGACCCUCAGGCUGGGCCUUGGAGAGGUGGCGGGAAAGGACAGUUCAGGUGGCUGAGGCCCGAUGGGAAGCUAGGGGAGGCCAGGGUGGAAGGGCAGCUUGAGGGACACCCGGAGAAGACAGAGGGCCAGACUACGAAGGAGGUGGCUCUCGAUCAUGGGUGGUGCCCCUGACACUGGGUGUCCUCCGGUGAGUUCCCUAGAAGCGAAACCUGAGAUGGAAAUUCUUGGGCCAGUGGGUUCUUGUGGGUGAGUGCUCUCAGAGAAACUUACCAGAGAAAGAAAGGGAGCCCAGGCUGGAGGGAGGAAGCCAAUAAAGUUGUGGCUUCCAGAUCCAUCUGCCUUGGCCUGAUUGCUGUGGAGGCAGGGGCCUGGAGUUCGAGGGGCACCCUGGGGGGGUCCCGCCCAGAAGGAGAGGGACUGGGGUAUUGCACCCCUACAGGCGUCUAUCUUUGGUUACCCCCAGCCCGAAUAGGAUGAGGGCAGGCAGAGCUCAUCUCCCCAGCCUGGCAUCCCGCAGUCCAGGAAGCAGCUUCCUGCCUUCACGGCUGAGUGCUGGGAGGUCUGAGUUCACCCAGGCCAACACGUCAGGGAGCAUCUGCUCUGUGAGGCCAUACACAGGUGACAGUAUGGACCCUCAGGCUGGAUGCCCCUGUUCCUUGCUCCAUAACUGGUGAGCUAUGGAGACCCAGGUCAACCAGUUAUCCCCAGUGAUAUAGAGGAAGGAAGGGCUAGAACAGGGGCCCAGGGGACUGGAGGUAGGAUGGUAGCUCACCCCACUUGACAUAGCCAGGGCCCAACCCCAAGUUCAGGCUUCUACCCUGUGGCCACAGCAGAAGGUCAGCCUAGGGCCAGGAGACACAUGGCUGGGCAAAGCUUUGCAGCCUGGGAGACCCUGACUCUCUCUAACCCAGUGGCUGUGUGGUGCGGUCCACUGACUCCCCACUUCCCACUGUCUCCCCUCUCUCCCUCCCCCUAACUGCAUGACAUGUUAACUGUGCGCCCAGGAUGGCCGUGGUGGGGACCGGGUAUGCCGACUGGAAUGAUUCUAGAACCAAAAUAAAGCUGGGGUAGGAAGAGGGGGCUUCUGGGGAGCCCUGCUCAACCCUGAAUCAA
Molecule: messenger RNA, 3798 nt
Organism: Cebus imitator (Panamanian white-faced capuchin)
Lineage: Eukaryota; Metazoa; Chordata; Mammalia; Primates; Cebidae
Gene: SYT12
Product: synaptotagmin 12
Exons: 8
Coding region: 430-1695 (421 amino acids)
Biological process (GO): cellular response to calcium ion; regulation of dopamine secretion; regulation of calcium ion-dependent exocytosis
Molecular function (GO): phosphatidylserine binding; calcium ion binding; clathrin binding
Source: RefSeq, a predicted model, not a curated record